Messenger RNA from Pectinophora gossypiella (pink bollworm), 1263 nucleotides. Its product is annotated as circadian clock-controlled protein daywake-like. The record is from RefSeq and is a predicted model, not a curated record. Bases 95 to 835 code for a protein of 246 amino acids. The transcript has 5 exons. NCBI's taxonomy places the organism in Eukaryota, Metazoa, Arthropoda, Insecta, Lepidoptera, Gelechiidae.
GUUCCUAAUUUGAAGUUUUAAUUGAAAUUAAGAAUAAUCAUUUUCAAAAUCGGUUUCUUUCUUAAUUUAAAGAAUAAAAUAUCAAUUGAAAAAUAUGGAAAUGAAAGUGUUUAUUUUAUUUGCGGUGUGUGCUGUGAGUGUGUGCGGAAAAGUUACGCCGGACUAUUUUCCACAAUGCAAGAAGAGCGAUCCCCAAAUCGAGAAGUGCGUUCUGGACUCAGUAGAGAACCUGAGACCGAAGCUGAAGGGCGGAAUCCCUGAGUUGAACAUUCCUGCCUUAGAGCCGUUCACGGUGCCCACGCUGAAGCUGGACAGGACUGCUCCAAAUCUAAGGCUGAAGGCUGUUAUAAAGAACAUGAGGGCUGUCGGUGGCAGCAAGUUUAAGGUCGAGAAGUUGAAGAUAAACCUGAACAACAAGUACGCGGCAGAGGUGAAGAUAUCCCUGCCCAAGUUGCUGGUGUCGUGUGACUACGACGUGCGCGGCUCCCGGAUCCUGACCCUGGAUAUCAGCGGCAAGGGCAAGCUGAGGGGAAAUUUCACUGGUAUUACUGUAGUGGCGAAAGGCGUGGGCAAGCCGGUGGUGAGGGAGGGCGUGGAGUACCUUCAAGCAGAUAAGGUAGUCAUGAAGCUCAGGAUUGGACAUGGGCAGGUCGCCUUCGAUGAUUCCGAGCGACCGGUUGCUGCGGCGUCCGCAGCAGCAUUCUUCAACGCGAGCCCUAACGUGGUGCUCGACAUACUUAACCCGCUGAUCGAGGAGACGGGGGCUGCGGUGCUCAAGGCCUUCGUCAAUAAGGCCCUCAACGCCAUCCCGCUUAAAGACGUCCUUUUAGACUGAGAAGAAUCAAAUAUUAACAGCCUUACCCAAAAGCCCAAAAUUAAAUCAAAUUAUCAAAUAAUUUGAUUGAACUUUGCUUGGCUAUCAAAUACUUAUGUACACAUGUUCACCGCGUGUUCAUUUUAUAAUGAAAUUUAACUGAAAAUAGUAGAAAAUGUCUUAAAGAAGUUUUUUUUCUAGCUUUGUUUGGUACUUACAGAUUAAUUGUUAGUUUAUUGAGUGUUUGUGGCUAAUUUUGAUCUUCUAGGCUCAAUAAUAUCGACUGUUGUCCUGUACGUAACAGCGCUUAUGUCUUUUGAAAACUUCAAAAUAAUCGGUUAAAAUCAUUUUCUACUCUUUUUCCUUAGAGUGUACAUCUUUUAUCAUCUUCGAUGUCCUUACAUCUUCUAGAGAUAAGGAUUCCGUGUUUUAUUAUGCCUAUACUAUUA